UAUCCUCAUCCUUUCUUCUCUUUUUCGUUUUCUUCAGUCUGUACUUAUCCUAUGAUAUUUAGCUUACCUAAAAAAGAAAUAAUUUGGCCGCCAUGUCACAAAAUAAUAAUAAUAAUAAUUGAGUGACCAAAGACCACCCAAAAACCUCAUCAGCAAACCAAAAUCUUCUUCUCUAUAUAUACCAUCGAUAUGGCAUGUGUUUUUCAAGGUGAGUAAGGCAAUUAAUUGAUAAAAUGAGUACUCAUGUGGAGUCAUCAACAAUUGGCGGCAAAGAGAGUGCUCCUUCAAAGAGUUUGUGGGGAAAGUUUCUGAGCCUUGUAGAUAGAUUUUUGAGAGAUGAGGAUACAGAGAAGUGGGUUAAAAACAUGAGAGGGAGUGUGAGUUUGACAGCUUCUAUAAUCGCCACUAUGGCCUUUCAACUCGCCACUAACCCACCCGGCGGCGUCUUUCAGGCAAAUGGCGGCGAUUCAGUAGCUAAGAUAAAAAGUUGUCUAGACAAUGAUGCCAUUCAAUGCCCUGGGGAAGCAGUGUUGGCUGUUGUGAAUGAGGAUGAUUAUAGUUUGUUCUUGACGUUCAACACCAUCUCCUUCAUCUCAUCCCUCAGUGUUUGUCUAUUACUUGUGAGUGGAAUCCCUCUCAAACAUCGAGUCAUCAUCUGGAUUUUGUCAAUCGGCAUGUGCAUCUCCAUCACUAGCUUGGCUCUCACCUACUUGGUUGCGGCCUCCAUGGUCACCCCAAAUCACGUUUGGGGUAACGUAUUUGCUCUAGCCCUCAUAAUUUGGAUUGGCUUGCUAGGAAUUGUGAGUGUUUAUCUCAUCAUACGAAUGAUUUACAGUGUGGGUAAAUGGAUCACUAAAUGUUAUCGCCCAUUUAAUUCGCAUUUUAUUGUUUAAAGAUGUAUGUGUGUUAAUUAAGUAGUUUUCAUUUCUUCUCUUUGGGUUUAAUUUCUUUUCUAGCAGCACAUGUAAUUGCUUUUGAUAUCUAUAUAGUUUGUGGAUUUGUAUCCUUUAGAGCUGGGAAAAUAUAUAUAUUUAAUUUGCAAGGAGUGUA
Lotus japonicus is the source of this 1050-nucleotide messenger RNA. RefSeq lists its product as uncharacterized. NCBI's taxonomy places the organism in Eukaryota, Viridiplantae, Streptophyta, Magnoliopsida, Fabales, Fabaceae. The coding region runs from base 234 to 893 and encodes 219 amino acids. The transcript has a single exon. The record is from RefSeq and is a predicted model, not a curated record.